UAUGUGGAUUCUAUCGACUUCGGCCUACUUCCCGAGGGUUGGAUACGUUUGCGACACAUAUCUGGACUUGUCAUUUACUUGCAUCGAGCUACGCGUGUUGUCACCCUGUCCCGACCCUAUUCUGUGGGUCCAGGCAGUGUUCGUCAUCAUCAGAUUCCUGUCGUCGCUCUGCCUUGCUUGGCUUAUCGCAAAGCUCGCCCUACAGAGGAGAAUGUAACUUCUGCCACUGCACCAGCUAAGACCUCUGGUAACGCUCUUCAUGAUCCGGAGUUAGGUCCGACUGAUUGUAUCAAAUCCUCUGAAUCGGUGGUAUCCAUUGAUGAGACAGAGACUGAACCUUCAAAGAAAUCUGAAUUCGCAAAAGGAAGGCCCAAGAACAGCCCAUUGAUACCGUCCGUAUCAGAUUGCAACUUUACCCAAAGGGGAAACGAUGACUCUAAUGACGAGGAUCUGAUCAUGCCCAAGCGUGAUAAAGAAGAGGGGGAACUAUCGUCUGGUGAGGAUGAUGAAGACGGCGACGACGAUGACACGUUUUCCAUAGGCACCACUGGUCAUUCUCGGAAACGUGGACGUUUCGAGCCAUCUUCCAGCCCCCUUCCGAGAUCAGUUCCUCCUGUGGUCCAAGAUCCGCUCGAAUCGAAUCCAAAUCCUCGUGUCUGUCUCACCGCAGAAGCUGGUGUUGGUUCGGGAGUUUCGGGAAAAUCGGUGCCCCCACCAACAACUGAAAGUGUCACACCGGCUCCCACCAUUGUUGUCAGUGGUAGUAGACGUCGACGCCGUAAACGUGUCCCAGCCGCUUGUCCCCGAGUUGCACUAUCCGGACAUUCGUUUUCUCAAGAAGCCUCUGGGGCGUGUGUCACCCCAUCUGGAGAUGUUCAGCUGAAUGCUAUCAAUGAAUUAAGUGGUGUAAAGACACAAGUGUUUGCUGUAAAAGAUAAGGAGGUCGAAUCACUUCUAUCUAUCGAGGAAAUUCGUGCUUAUUGUUCCCGCUUGUUCGAAAUCCAAGUUGAAUAUGUGCCCAACAAAAGGUCUCACAGAGAAGACGGUUCAGUCACGGCCAUCGCCGAACCCAAGGCUUCACAAAAUCGUGUCCUUAUGAUGCCGGAAGAAGCUAAAGUUAUUCGCUACCAGCUACCCUCGGCCGAUGGUGAUCCCUUACGUCGACCGUCAAAAGAAGGACUAAUUAAUCUGACCGGGAAGUCAUUUGUUUGCAUUUUGCACGAAUACUGUCAGAACGUAAUCCGUCGUCCACCAACAUAUCAGACAGUGGUACAAGAGAACGACCGAAAUCCGUAUCAGUUGACCGUGGUGAUCGAUGGCAAGCCAUGCGCGACUGGUUCAGGUCAGAGCAAGAAACAAGCUCGAUUAGACGCGGGUGAGUGGUUUGCUUGA
Echinostoma caproni is the source of this 1392-nucleotide messenger RNA. Lineage: Eukaryota; Metazoa; Platyhelminthes; Trematoda; Plagiorchiida; Echinostomatidae. The record is from the annotation of a GenBank genome assembly.